AUGGCCCCAAAACAAAAGGCAACCGACGGCGGCCCAUCUUCCAACAGCAAAUCAUCCUCCGCCCACGGCAACAGUCAUUCCAACUCGGAAGGUCGAGGAGGCCACGCUAACGGAAACUCAUCAGAACGCGGCGGUGGCUCCUCUGCAGCCCACGAGCGGGUGUCCUCCUCUUCCAACGCCAACAAUAACAGUAGUAACGCAGCUGUUGGUUCAAGUAGUGGUGCCGGCAGCGGGUUGGCCAAUGGGACAGGAGGAGGAAGCCUGCAUACCGAAAAGGGAGGCUCGAGUAGUCAUGCUGGCGGGAGCGGUACAACCGGCAGCGGAAGCAAGCGGAAAGCAGAGUCGCCCUUGAUCACUGUCGAUUUAAGCGCGUUGGAUAUGUCGGCGCUGCGCCGGUAUUGCCGCUUGAACCACCUCAAACCAAAGUCCAAGACCCGUGAAGCCUUGGUCAACGCGGCCACCACACACUGGAACAGCACUUCUGCUCAGGAGGUCGAUUCCGUCGCCUACUUUCUCUUUGCCGUCAAGCACCGUCGUAAGUUUUGA
Messenger RNA from Linnemannia hyalina, 546 nucleotides. The record is from the annotation of a GenBank genome assembly. NCBI's taxonomy places the organism in Eukaryota, Fungi, Mortierellomycota, Mortierellomycetes, Mortierellales, Mortierellaceae.